Messenger RNA from Fopius arisanus, 1190 nucleotides. It is a transcript of the gene eIF4E4, whose product is annotated as eukaryotic translation initiation factor 4E-1A. Bases 77 to 718 code for a protein of 213 amino acids. Gene Ontology annotation, cellular component: cytoplasm; eukaryotic translation initiation factor 4F complex. Gene Ontology annotation, biological process: translational initiation. The record is from RefSeq and is a predicted model, not a curated record. The transcript is spliced from 4 exons. Lineage: Eukaryota; Metazoa; Arthropoda; Insecta; Hymenoptera; Braconidae. Gene Ontology annotation, molecular function: translation initiation factor activity; RNA 7-methylguanosine cap binding.
CCUUUGUCUGUGGGCAGUUUAUAAUCCGAAGUAUUUCAGUUUCGUUGAAAUAGUCGUUGAAGAAAGUCGCAUUAGAAUGCUGAUGUCAAGAGUUUUUACGUUAGAGGAGAUCGAGAAGAAAGAGCAGGCGGCAGCUAAUCUCGAGGAAUAUCCUCCUGAACUUCUCAUCAAGCAUCCGCUCCAAAAUACAUGGACAUUCUGGUAUUAUGCCCCAGACAGGCAAAAGACAUGGGAAGAGAGUCAACGGCAAAUUUCUAGCUUUGAUACUGUUGAGGAUUUCUGGGCGUUAUACAAUCACAUAAUUUUUGCCUCUGAGCUGAAACAGGGGUGUGAUUACAGUAUGUUCAAAAAAGGAAUUCGACCAAUGUGGGAGGACGAUGCCAACAAACAGGGUGGCAGAUGGCUCAUGCAUUUGGAGAAAAAGCAGAGGAGUUGUGAUCUUGAUCGUCUUUGGCUCGAAAUACUGCUUUGCAUGAUUGGUGAGGCUUUCGAUGAUUACUCGGAUGAUGUUUGUGGGGCUGUCGUCAAUAUUAGAACAAAGGGAGAUAAGCUGGCUGCCUGGACAGCUGAUGCUACUAAAUCGCAGAGCGUUAUGGAAAUUGGGAGAAAAUUGAAAGACCGAUUGGGAAUCAAUCAACGACAGACGAUAGGAUAUCAAGUGCACAAAGACACCAUGGAGAAGGCUGGAAGUAUUACCAAAAAUACCUAUCAGGUUUAAAUGGCAGUGGCUUUCGCUGAUGAUCGUUUUCUGAACAUCAAUAAUGCAUCAGAUUGGAAAAAUACCACGAUGAAAGCUAAACAAAAAUAUGAUGCGAGAGAGAAUUUAUUUCAAGAUGUUUAUUUUGGAGUGGAAAUGCUUUCAGACAUACAAAAUCAUUUUCAAAAAAACUUUUGAGCAUAAAUAUUCAUUCUCCUUUCUCUUUUAUUCAAUUAUAGUUGAAUAAUCUUUCCCGCUGAACAAACAACUCAUUGUAAGCUGUAAGAAUACAUUGGGGGAGAGAAACAUUGUAUCAUAAUUAUUUUCAUUAGGUGUAUGAGAAAUACGUGCGGGCUGCUGUGUUUCUGUGUUGCAGACAUUGUUUCUAAACCGUAGAAAAUAUAAAACUCAACAAAAGUGAAUCUUUUCACCUUAAGUGUACGUUUUUUCGAAUUUUCAUAACAAAGAAAAAAAUAUAUACAUACUCAAUCAA